GGUACAGUGGCUAGUGUAAUAGCGGUAGCUGUACCCUAGUUGUACGAUAGAGCUGGGUCGAGUGUUGUGCAAAAGUGGUAAAAGAAUUUACAGGAGCAGUAGGGGAUUUAAGCAGAAAGUGCCUGCCGCUCACACAUUUCGAGAAUGAACCCGUGGAAGCUAGUUUUGUGCCUAUUUUACUCAACAGUGCUAACCUUUUUGGCAGCGCUGUCGUGCCAAGCGCAGAACACGGACGAGUCCGUCGAUGCAAAGAUCUCCGAGUUCUUCAGAUCUGGCCACACCAACAACUGGGCUGUUCUCGUGUGCACAUCAAGAUUUUGGUUCAACUACCGGCAUGUCGCGAAUGUGCUUUCCAUCUACCGAAGCGUCAAGCGUUUCGGCAUUCCGGACAGCCAGAUAAUAUUGAUGAUCGCCGAUGACAUGCCUUGCAACCUCCGCAAUCCUAAACCGGCUACUGUGUUCAAUAAUGCUCACCACCACAUCAACGUGUACGGCGACAACGUGGAAGUCGAUUACAGAGGAUACGAGGUCACGGUGGAGAACUUCAUUCGGAUACUGACAGGGCGCCUGCCUGCCAACACUCCACGCUCAAAGCGGCUUCUAACGGAUGAGUACAGCAACAUUCUCAUCUACAUGACAGGCCAUGGUGGGGAUGGAUUUCUGAAGUUUCAAGAUUCUGAAGAAGUCACAAAUGUUGAGCUGGCCGAUGCAUUCGAGCAGAUGUGGCAGAAACGGAGGUAUCAUGAGAUUUUCUUCAUGAUUGACACAUGCCAGGCAGAGUCUAUGUUUAAGCGUUUUUACUCACCCAACAUUCUCGCUGUGGCCAGUAGCAAGAUUGGCGAGGACUCGCUCUCGCACCAUGGUGACCCCACGAUAGGGGUGUAUGUCAUUGAUAGGUACACAUACUAUGCACUCAUGUUCCUUGAGGAGGUCAACACCAACAACACCAAGACUAUGGCCCAGUUCUUGCGUGUUUGUCCCAAGUCGGUGUGCAUCUCAACAGCAGUGUCACGCAAGGACUUAUUUACACGUAACUUGGACCAAGUGCCCCUGACAGAUUUCUUUGGGAGUGUGCGCAAUGUUGAGCUCACUCAACAGAAGGUCACACUGAAGCCCCUGCCACCACCAAGCACAUUGCUAAGCAAACCACAAGAAAACGUCACUGUCAACCAGAAGCAAGGCUGGCAAAAAAUUGGGCAAUUUUUAUUCCUUUCAUAGCAUGGCCACAUGGACUUAGGGGAGGUCAUAUAACGUUUUACAUUUGUGCAAUGACCGAGGAUAGGUCUUUGCUAUUUCGUUGUACAGUCACGCACAAACUGUAAAUAAGCACACUUGUAGGAGCUUGUUACUUAGGAUAUUUAAUAAAGAAAUUGAAUUAUCAGAGUGCCAAAAUUCCAUUAUAUA
Molecule: messenger RNA, 1404 nt
Organism: Rhipicephalus sanguineus (brown dog tick)
Lineage: Eukaryota; Metazoa; Arthropoda; Arachnida; Ixodida; Ixodidae
Product: GPI-anchor transamidase
Exons: 9
Coding region: 145-1218 (357 amino acids)
Biological process (GO): protein localization to cell surface; attachment of GPI anchor to protein; proteolysis
Cellular component (GO): GPI-anchor transamidase complex
Molecular function (GO): GPI-anchor transamidase activity
Source: RefSeq, a predicted model, not a curated record